UUCAUUCAAUCAUGGACUACAAGCAACUCUCAGUUGUGCUUUUACUUGUCUUUCUCUGUCACGAACUUGUUUUCUCUUCUUCCAUAUUACCUCAUUUGUGUCCCAAACAUCAAAGUACUGCCCUUCUAAAAUUCAAGCAGACGUUUACGAUAGAUACAUUUGAUAUGUGUGGACUUAUGCUUGGCCAAGAGUCUUAUCCAAAGACGAGUUCAUGGAACUUAAGUGGAGAUUGUUGUUUAUGGGAUGGAGUGAAGUGUGACGAGAUGAGUGGUCAUGUCAUUGAACUUGACCUCGGUUGCAGCCUACUUGUUGGGGUGAUUGACUCCAAUAGCAGCCUAUUCCCACUCUCUCAUCUCCAAAGACUCAACCUUUCUAUGAAUAACUUUGACGGUUCUCAAAUCUCACCUAAAUUUGGCAUGUUUUCAAGCAUGACUCAUCUUGAUCUUUCCCGCUCAUAUUUCUCAGGUCAAAUUCCUUCUGAAACCUCUCAUCUUUCAAAGUUACAUUCUCUUUUUCUCUCCACUUUUUAUCUCGAUAAGCUAAGACUUGCAAGUCAUGAUUUUAAAUCACUCCUUCGAAAUUUGACUCAGUUAAGAGAGCUUAAUCUUAGAUUCAUAAACAUCUCUUCCACCAUCCCUCUGAUUUUUUCUUCUCAUUUAACAACUUUGAGGUUGGGAUGGACAGGAUUGUACGGGAUAAUACCUGAGAGUAUUUUUCACUUGCCCAACUUGGAAAGACUUGAUUUACACCACAAUGAUCAGCUCAACGGUUACUUCCCAAAGACCAAAUGGAAUAGUAGUGCAUCUCUCGUAGAGUUAGGUCUUACUGACGUGAAUUCUUCUGAUACUUUACCCGAGUCUCUUGGCUAAUUAACUUUGUUGCAGUCUUUGACUCUUCAAAAUUGCAACCUUAGAGGGCCUAUU
Molecule: messenger RNA, 923 nt
Organism: Solanum pennellii
Lineage: Eukaryota; Viridiplantae; Streptophyta; Magnoliopsida; Solanales; Solanaceae
Product: receptor-like protein 9DC3
Exons: 1
Coding region: 12-869 (285 amino acids)
Molecular function (GO): protein binding
Source: RefSeq, a predicted model, not a curated record